Messenger RNA from Hirundo rustica (Barn swallow), 804 nucleotides. RefSeq names its product major intrinsic protein of lens fiber (gene MIP). Gene Ontology annotation, biological process: transmembrane transport. NCBI's taxonomy places the organism in Eukaryota, Metazoa, Chordata, Aves, Passeriformes, Hirundinidae. Bases 16 to 804 code for a protein of 262 amino acids. Gene Ontology annotation, molecular function: water channel activity. The transcript has 5 exons. The record is from RefSeq and is a predicted model, not a curated record. Gene Ontology annotation, cellular component: apical plasma membrane; plasma membrane.
CAGCGGGGCCAGGCCAUGCGGGAGCUGCGCUCGUCCGCCUUCUGGAGGGCCGUCCUGGCCGAGUUCCUGGGCAGCCUCCUCUAUGCCCUGCUGGGGCUGGGGGCCUCCCUGCGCUGGGCCCCGGGCCCCCCCAGCGUCGUGGGGUCCGCCCUGGCCUUCGGGCUGGCCCAGACCACCCUGGUGCAGGCGCUGGGCCAUGUCAGCGGGGGUCACGUCAACCCGGCCAUCACGCUGGCCUUCCUGAUGGCCUCGCAGCUCUCCCUGCCCCGUGCCCUGGGCUACCUGCUGGCCCAGGUGCUGGGCAUGCUGGCCGGAGCCGGGGUGCUCUACGGGGUGACCCCCGGCCCCGUCCGCGGCACCCUCGGCCUCAGCGCGCUGCACCCCGGCGUGGGCCCGGGCCAGGGCACGGUGGUGGAGCUGCUCCUGACCGCCCAGUUCGUCCUUUGCGUCUUCGCCAGCUUCGACGACCGUCACGACGGGCGCCCGGCCAUGGCCGCCGUGCCCAUCGGCUUCUCCCUCGCCCUCGGCCACCUCUUCGGGAUCCACUACACGGGCGCCAGCAUGAACCCCGCUCGCUCCUUCGCCCCGGCCGUCAUCACCCGCAACUUCGCCAACCACUGGGUGUACUGGGCGGGCCCGCUGCUGGGCGCGGCGCUGGGCGCGGUGCUGUACGAGUUCGCGCUGUGCCCGCGGCCGCGCAGCCUGGCCGAGCGCCUGGCCGUCCUCAAGGGAGAGCCGCCCGCCCCCGCCCCGCCUCCCGAGCCGCCGGCGGAGCCGCUGGAGCUGAAGACGCAGGGGCUGUAA